Molecule: messenger RNA, 583 nt
Organism: Rhizopus microsporus ATCC 52813
Lineage: Eukaryota; Fungi; Mucoromycota; Mucoromycetes; Mucorales; Rhizopodaceae
Exons: 3
Coding region: 82-420 (112 amino acids)
Biological process (GO): protein N-linked glycosylation
Cellular component (GO): membrane; oligosaccharyltransferase complex
Source: RefSeq, a predicted model, not a curated record
CUGAACUUCAACUAUAGAAUAUGAGUUGCUCUUUUCGGUAUCUCUCUCUGUAUCUCUUUUUCUUUUUUAUAUACACUCAAAAUGGAAGGAUUAAGUGCAGCUACCAAAAAGUUUAUUACAGCAUAUCAUAAAGAUACACCCAAUAGCUUAAAGCUUAUUGAUAUAUACCUUGUUUAUAUAUUAUUCACUGGCAUUUUUCAAUUUAUUUAUAUGCUGAUGGUUGGUACAUUCCCAUAUAACGCUUUCCUUGGUGGCUUCAUCUCAACUGUUGGAAGUUUUGUUCUUGCUGCUAACUUGCGCAUUCAAACCAAUCCUGACAAUAAGGAAACAUUUCAGACGAUAUCGCCAGAAAGAGCCUUUGCUGAUUUUGUCGUUUGCUCCAUUCUUUUACAUGGUUUCUGUAUUCACUUUUUAGGUUAAAAGAACAGAUUGUGUGUAUUUAUUGAAUAAAAAAAAAAAAAUAGAUUAGGUACUUAAGGGCAAGAAUGUUUUAAUGUCAACAAGAUGGAAGGUUCUUCUUGACUUUUCUUGUCCAAUUCCAGCCUUCUUCUUGCUUCUUCAAUCUCUUUACUUCGUUGAACGA